CGAAGACGAAGAGGGGCCGCCUCACUGCAUCUCUGCCUCCUCCUCCUCAACCUCCUCCGCGAUUCCCCGUUCCUCGUCCUCCCUUCCUCCUUCCCUCCCCCUCUUCCUCCUUCUCCUCGUUCUCCUCGUCGUCUGGAGGCGUCGCGAUGCCCAAGACGAGGCCGGCCAAGCUGACCCCGAGCAAGCUGUACAUCUGCUCGUUCGAGAACUGCAACGCGGUGUUCAACAAGGAGCGCUACCUGCGCGAGCAUGUGGGCAAGCACACGGGAGAGAACACAUUUGCGUGCGAGGUGCCCGGCUGCAGCAAAGCGUUCAUGCGCAAGGAGCACUUUGAUAACCACAUGCGGCGCCACACGGGAGAGAAGCCACACGUCUGCGAGUAUGAAGGCUGCAAUGAGGCCUUCUCCUUGCGAUCCAACCUGAUGCGGCACAUCCGGAACAACCACGAGAACCCCGAAAAGAUCUACCAGUGCGAAUACGAAAACUGCUGCUUGAGAUUUAAAACGGAAGACCAGCUGAAAAUACACCAGGUUGUCCACACCAAGACGCUGCCGUUUCGGUGUCGCUACGAAGGCUGCGACAAGGCGUUCAUGCUCCCAAGCAGACGGACGCGGCACGAGCAGGUUCACAGCGAAGAACCUCAGCACGUGUGCUCCGUGUGCGGGCACGGCUACCGGCGGAUCGACAUGCUGCGCAAGCACGAGUGGAUCCACGCCGCCAAUCGGCCCAUGUUCCACUGCCCCGAGGCGGAGUGCGGGCGCGCGUACACCACCUCGUCGAUGCUGCGCUACCACGUGCUGGCGCACCACCACGGCAUGGGGCCCUACCAGUGCCAGGAGCCCGGUUGCUACAAAGCCUUCACCUCCAAGCAAAAGCUCACAAAGCAUCGCUCGACACAUGAACCGCCAAAAGCAAAGGUCAAAGAGGUUGAAAAGGAGGCAAAGGAUUCCUUGGCCUCCCAGCUGAGCGGAUUUUAUCUGCCGAAGGGCGGCGGCGACGUCUUGCCGAUGGAGCCCAACGCGGCUCACGAUCCCACGCGACUCCAGCACGCCAAUUACGGCGUGGCCAACACACCGCCCUCACUCAGCAGCUGAGCUUUCCUGCUGCAGAGGGCCCGUUUCUUUUUUUUUUUAAGAUGUGCCCUCUCUUAAUCCACACUAAUAUUGAAAAGGUGCUUUUGGCUGACCUUACAAGGCACCGUGGAGGGGGGUGGGGGGGUGGGUGGGUGAGAAAAUAACCCCCACAGUACCUUGCAAGCCGCCCUGAGAGCACGCUCAUGUACAUACAAUGCACCCGCGCUUUGAGACGCCGGCCUUGAAGACGGCUGUAGGCGUGGCAUCGUUACAUUUCACAGCGGUUAGGCAGCGUGGUAAUUUUUGUACAAAUUACAUUACUGUUGUUAUUGUUAUGAGGGAUCGUCAGAACUGUAUAGCCCUGCUGCUCUGCUUACCAAGCGGUUUGUAAUAUAGAACAAUCCACUUGGGCAUCUGGAGCUUUGUAAAAUUCUUGCUUUGUAAAAGCAAAAAAAAUUGGCACGGUCUAAAUGCCUGCUGGUUACACACGACAGUGUUGUGUAGCCAAUGAGAAUGUCGAUGAUGCGAGAAGAGACGUUUCUUGGCUUUUGCGGAUUAUUUUUGGCAGGAGGAAAUGUUUGAGGUUUUCAAAGUGACACUACAGUUUAAUUUUGAGGUUGAGUCACUGUGGUUGCAUUCGUAAGUGACGUAUGUGCGGGUGUCUGGGUCUUUAGUCGCUGCACCCAUGCUGUGGACCCACACGUGCACAUACAAAGACGGAUCGGUUGAGUAUCAUUAUAGGCCUUUCGGGCGAGUGCUGUUUGCGAACACCUAUUAAGGUCGGCAGGGCACACAAUUUUGGAUGUGUAGCCACCUUUGUCACGCCGGCGCUGUUUUUUUAACGCGCCACAUUGAAGGCCAGUGGAACGAGUGGAGGCCAAGUGCGAGUUCGGUCGCACGCCACGUGCCACUUGAUGCAAGCCAUCGCCGGUAAUCAAACACAAAUAUCUGGGAUUAUAGGACAGAGCUGUCUCCACCACUCUCCACACGUUGCGUAACUUUCGGUUUUGUGGCGAUGACUAAGAUCCCCCGUAUCGCCUUGACAAAUUUUUUGGAGACAAGUGCUGUUUGCGAGCACCUGUGAAGGCCGGUACGGCACAUGAUGGGGUGUUGGUGGCCAGAACCACGCCCGUCCACCGCACCAGGUACUCAAUUGAGGCUGAGUAGACCUAGGGGAGGCCCACGACUGGUGUUGGCCACGAGCGGGAAUCGAAUUCGGGUCGCCGGGUUCGUAGCGCAGUGCGCUCGCAGCUCCACUACCGCUCCUGUAGCUCGUAAAUAUAUACAAACAAAUGAAAUCCAACAUUAGCCUGACACUUAAUAAACAUUCGCCUUAGAGAGUAGAUCUUUGAGGUUGCGUGCCGACUGCACGGCACUUGCGCGGAAAAGCAAAUCGAAGCAGGUGAAGGCGUUGACCGCGAUGGCUUUUUCACCUCUUUACCAAACAUUUUAGUUGGCAUGACCUUGUGUGUGUGUUUUUUUUUAGAACCUUUGUUUUGAUAAAAGUUGACCUCCCCUUGAAUGCGUGUGUAUGUGCGUGUGCACGUGGGUGUAAUCAAGCAUACCGAACGGUGAUUAACUGAAACAUUUAUUUAUCCUGGAGAUUUCCAACAGAGCAUCAUACAGACAUGAUGCUUAAAGCCUUUUCCAACUACGUGACUCCAGUGCAAACGCCUCGACAACCCAGGAGUUUACCCAGUAGCCCAGAGGUCAGAGUAUUUCACAGGUCCCACCGAGAGCCUGGGUUUGAAUCCAGAUAACCACGUGUUGAUGAUCUCGGCCCAGGCACCAUUGCGUUACGUUGGGUUUUGCAUCUUGAUUUGAGUAAAUUCCAACUCCACUAUCGGUUUGACUGCCCUGUGAAAAUCUUAUAGAAGAGCUUGUAGGAAAGUAGUCCACCUGGGAAAAAAUCGCUUCUGAAGGCCGCUUGAUACAUGUGGCAGAGUGUUCUGAGAUUUGUAAAUGGGUUCAGUUUCGUGACAUCACACCGAUUGCGGUUGGUAGGCAUGCAUUAACAUACAAGAUCCCAUUAAAUAGAUGAGCUGCUAUUUUUCAGGUGACAUUACAGACUACAAAAAUAACGCAGCUGAGCUUGUCACUAUGCGAAUACUCUCAUGUCCUUCGACUUUUACUUUUACUCAAUAACGAACCUUUCAAUUGUCACAGCCCAGGACACACCGCGAUUAUGUAAAUGUAUUAAAAAAUAAUGAGCUGGGGAUGUCCCAGAAGCUUGCCUGCCGUCGUAAUGUCUGAUGGGGUGUCGCCCUUGGUAUUUGUGUUUUGACCCGCAGCAUUCAACAUUGGUGCUGCGCGUGUGCUUGCAAAUGAUCAGUGCCGGUGUUAGUUUCCGACGUGACGGAGGGUAGAAAAUUAAGUAUUGUACUCUACUCGACGAGAUCGUCCAAGGCCGGGCCUCCAUGCACUCCUCACUCAAGCAACCAGGACAUGUUGUUGAAUUCACCAAUCAACCCAAAUUCAGUGGGAGGUCACUCGUUCUCUUCUGCUGCGCCCAUUGUCUGGAACUCCCUUCCCCCAGCCAUAUUUGCUGUCGACUCAUUCCCCUUAUUCUCGUCAAGGCCUUUGAGGCCCUCUGCCGAUGACCGACUGCCUCACGGCAAAAUAAAUCUGCGCGCUGUGUCUGUACGGAGUCCUGAGAUGCGGUCACAUUUAGAUGUUGUAUAAAUCCACAGUGUAUUGUAUUACACUGCACACAUACAUGUAUUGUCAGCAUACAUGUGGUUAUAAUGUAGCUCAGUUUGACGAGCAGCAGACCUUCCCUGUCGUAAGGUGAUUUCAAAUCCUGGCCAAGGCAAACUCUGCCCAUCGUCAUCAUUCGCCGUCCUUACACGGAAGGGUAAAAUGUUCGUUAGUCGCCCGCGGUUGUAUUUAAGUCCAUUCGGAUCCCUGCAAUAUUGAACGUGGAACGUUUCACUGCUGGCCACGAACUGUAAUUAAUGAUGUGCAUCUUGCAAGGCGCUUGUUUGAGCAAGGGGACAUUGACUUUGACGCUGGUGCCCAACGCGAGUGCACGAGGAAUGGUCACGAUGUUUUGAGAAGCGCGGUAUUUGGUUUUUUGAAAAAAAAUCAACCAACCAAAACCAUCACAUUCUGAUUAUGCGUAGAGUAUUCAUCUUUCAUAACGUGCAUUAACCAAGUGAUGUUAAGGUGGCGCGGUGGUUAGCUCGGAGUGUUGUGAGCCCAGUGGCUUGAGUUCGGUUCCUGGCCACAGCUAAAGCGUCGGUGGUGAAUGAUAUACAAGCCAGUCCUGGGCCCCUCUUCAACCCACACUGGCCAGCAUGGUGAGGUAUGUUAAAAACCAACCUCCAUGACCGACCCAGCGUGGAAAAGGCCAGUAAAUUAUUAAGUUGAAAUACUUAAUAACUUGAAAUGCUUAAUAAUUUGAAAUGUUUAAUAAUUUACUGAAAUACCAUACAGACACGUGCGUUGGCUUGAACUGCUCUCAAAGCCUCUGGACUUCUUGUACGGGGCACAUCUUUUCGUACAAGGCACCACAUUUACAAAUAAAUGUAUACGUUUGGAACAGAACGGUCAUGUGUAGAAGCUGUAAUUGAACCGGGACGGUACUACUGAACGUUGUUCAAGAACAUACUUUACAAAUGUAUCAGAGAUGGUGAGGGAAUCAUUUGAAUGCAACAAUGCAAACAAAAAAUAAUGCAGUCCGGGGUUUACGAACUGCUUGCUCAACGUCAAUGCUCGAAGCUUAUAAGAGUGAACUGCACAUGAUGGUAUUUUUGGAAAACCAGAAAUAACUCAUCUUCUUAGUUUUUUCGGUAAAGUCACGUAGAAUGGAAGACAUCGUCUCCCCGACAGACCUGGUCUUCAUCUGAGGACGGCUGCUUGCGUUGUGGCCGAAACGUCGUGAGAAUUCAUCUUCUUGGUUCUUUCGGUAAAGUCACGUAGAA
Lethenteron reissneri (Far Eastern brook lamprey) is the source of this 4996-nucleotide messenger RNA. Its product is annotated as transcription factor IIIA-like. Gene Ontology annotation, cellular component: nucleus. Lineage: Eukaryota; Metazoa; Chordata; Hyperoartia; Petromyzontiformes; Petromyzontidae. Gene Ontology annotation, biological process: regulation of transcription by RNA polymerase II. The record is from RefSeq and is a predicted model, not a curated record.